GUCGCUCGCGCUCUGCAUAUUCUCAUUCCAUGUUAACUUGUAGAGAGAAAUGCGGAGUGCCUGCAGAAGGGUUUCUGCUUUUGUUCUUUCUGGUAUUAACUUCCCUCUUCAGUUCCAUAAAUGCCUGCUCUAAUGGGAAUUGUCAGCUUCUUGAUCCGUGUUCGUUGCCCACCGACUGUGUUGCGGGUCUUUACUGUUCCAAUUGUCCUGCAUUGGGGAAGACUCAGCCCGUCUGCACCAGAGGCCAAACUAUACAACCCACAUCAAUUAUUAAGGGGCUACCUUUUAACAAGUACUCGUGGCUGGUGACCCACAACUCGUUCUCCAUAGUUGAUGCUCCAUCUGUGCUCGGUGUCCCUCGGAUUACGUUUUACAAUCAAGAAGACUCUGUUACUAAUCAAUUAAGGAAUGGGGUGAGAGGGUUGAUGUUGGACAUGUACGACUUCGAGAAUGAUAUCUGGCUCUGCCAUUCGAUACGGGGACAAUGCUACGACUUCACUGCAUUUGAACCUGCAAUCAACACUUUGAAAGAAGUGGAGGCAUUCUUGAGUGAGAACCCAUCGGAGAUUGUUACCAUUAUCAUUGAAGACUACGUGCAUACUCCCAAAGGGUUGACAAAGCUGUUUACUGAUGCUGGGUUGGUCAAUUAUUGGUUUCCUGUCUCAGAAAUGCCAGCAAAAGGCGAAGACUGGCCCACUGUGACUGACAUGGUUGCACAGAAUCACCGGCUUCUGGUUUUCACCUCCAUUCCUUCGAAGGAAGCUGAUGAAGGAAUUGCUUAUCAGUGGAGGUACAUGGUGGAAAAUGAACCUGGAGAUGGUGGGAUUGUACAAGGUUCAUGUCCACACCGAAAGGAAUCACAAGCAUUCAAUUUGAGAAGUGCAUCUCUGUUUCUACAGAACUACUUCCCCACAUUUCCAGUCGAAGCCGAAGCCUGCAAAGAGCAUUCAACUACUCUAACGGAGAUGGUUGCUACUUGUUAUAAAGCAGCUGGAAAUGUGAUGCCUAACUUUCUGGCAGUCAACUUUUACAUGAGAAGUGACGGCGGAGGUGUUUUUGAUACUCUGGACAGAAUGAAUGGCCAGACAUUAUGUGGGUGUAGCUCUGUAACUGCUUGUCAGGCUGGAGCAAAGAUGGGAUCUUGCAAGGAUAUUGCUGCACCUAAUAGAACUUCUCUUACGGGCAGUACUGGGGGCGUUUUCUCUGGAUCUGUUCAGUUUUCAAGUGGAACUUCUCAAUUAUCAAAUCUCUUGGUUCUUGACCUUGCCCAACUUUCAUUAAUAGCAUUGUUGUUAUUAUAACUAAUUACCCACAGAUAUUUGGGGAUAGAUGGCUGCUGAACUUCUCUUCUACUACA
This is a messenger RNA of Telopea speciosissima, 1357 nucleotides long. Its product is annotated as PI-PLC X domain-containing protein At5g67130. Gene Ontology annotation, biological process: lipid metabolic process. Gene Ontology annotation, molecular function: phosphoric diester hydrolase activity. Lineage: Eukaryota; Viridiplantae; Streptophyta; Magnoliopsida; Proteales; Proteaceae. Bases 30 to 1301 code for a protein of 423 amino acids. The transcript has 8 exons. The record is from RefSeq and is a predicted model, not a curated record.